Molecule: messenger RNA, 3514 nt
Organism: Microplitis mediator
Lineage: Eukaryota; Metazoa; Arthropoda; Insecta; Hymenoptera; Braconidae
Product: probable basic-leucine zipper transcription factor S
Exons: 2
Coding region: 251-991 (246 amino acids)
Source: RefSeq, a predicted model, not a curated record
UUGUUUUAUAUAUUUUUAUUAUAUAAUAAAAAUUAUCAUUUGGGCUAAAAUUUCUUGCUAACGGUAGCGUUCAAAGAAUUGUUUUAAUUUUUUUGACGUCGCACAUGAGGUAACAUCAUGGCCUUGAUAACAAUUAUAAUCAGGAUUAGUUUGAGUAUAUAUACGACAAUAUUUAAUUAGAUAAAAUAGUAAGCGUCAGAACAGUCUACGCUAAUUUUUAUUCCGGUUCAUAUAAGAAACAAUUGAUAAAAUGGCUCUCAAAUGUUUAUCGAUUCUUUUCUUCUUGAUGGGGAUCGCCGAAAUAAGGGCAAUCGAAAUAAACUUCGAAGGAUCAGUCAUGAAAGUGAAAACUUGUCAUUGGAACAUUAAUAAUUCAUAUGAAUGUACUUAUAAAACUUAUGAUUUUUCUGAAAAUCACGGUUACCAUAUUUCCGGCGAUAAAGUUUCUGCUAUUGGUCAGGAUUCUAUCAGUAGUGAUGGCGCGAAUAUUACUUUCAACGAAGACAACAACAAUGAAGAGGAAUUAUGUCCAAGUGAAACCAGCGGAAUCAUCGCUAUUAAUAACGAUAAUAACAAAGUUAAAAACUGUGUCUUCGAAAGCAUAAAGGGUUCGCUCGCUAUUAAAAAUAAAAAUAAUAAUAGAAAUACCAUCACUAUUAAUCAUGAUAGCAAUGAAAUAAAACUUGAUAACAAGAACAAUAAUAUUAAUAAAAUAAAAAUUAAUGGUAAUAGUGAAUAUAUAGAGAUGCGAAAUGAUAACAAUAAUCGUGUGGAAUUAACUAUUGAAGGUAAUAGUAAAUAUAUUAAAGUUAUUAAUCGUUAUAAUAAUGUUUGCACAAUUACUAUUACUGGUAACAAUGGACAUAUUGAUAUUAACAACGGUUAUAAUAACAAGAAUACAGUAACUGUUAAAGGAUUAAGAGGAGUUAUUAAUACUAUUAACAAGAACGGGUGGAAUAAUGUUAACACUAUUCAUGCUGAUAAUUAUUAAAUUACUGACUGUAAAGUUAAUUAAUUAAUAACAAAAAUGAUUAAUAAUAAAUUAGUUAGAUAUAAUGUUAUAUGAAUAUUAUGAACAUAUUAACAUAUUACUUGCUCAUAUGUGAACACACGUAAUAUACUCUUUAAAUAUGAAUUAGUGAUUUUUCACUAAUUUCAAGUGAAUAUUCACUAAUUGUCAAUGCUGCAAUCGUACCACGCAGAAUUAGUGAAUAUUCACGAAUUUUAAGUGAAUAUUCACUAAUUGUCAAUGCUACAAUCUACCACGCAGAAUUAGUGAUUUUUCACUAAUUUUAAGUGAACAUUCACUAAUUGUCAAUGCUGCAAUCGUGCCACGCAGAAUUAGUGAUUUUUCACUAAUUUUAAGUGAAAAUUCACUAAUUGUCAAUGCUACAAUCGUGCCACGCAGAAUUAGUGAUUUUUCACUAAUUAUAAGUGAAUAUUCACUAAUUGUCAAUGUUGCAAUCGUACCACGCAAAAUUAGUGAAUAUUAACUAAUUUUAAGUGAAUAUUCACUAAUUGUCAAUGCUACAAUCAUACCACGCAGAAUUAGUGAUUUUUCACUAAUUUCAAGUGAAUAUUCACUGAUUGUCAAUGCUGCAAUCGUACCACGCAGAAUUAGUGAUUUUUCACUAAUUUUAAGUGAAUAUUCACUAAUUGUCAAUGCUGCAAUCGUACCACGCAGAAUUAGUGAUUUUUCACUAAUUUUAAGUGAAUAUUCACUAAUUGUCAAUGCUACAAUCGUACGUACCACGCAGAAUUAGUGAUUUUUCACUAAUUUUAAAUGAAUAUUCACUAAUUGUCAAUGCUGCAAUCGUACCACGCAGAAUUAGUGAUUUUUCACUAAUUUUGAGUGAAUAUUCACUAAUUGUCAAUGCUACCAUCGUACCACGCAGAAUUAGUGAUUUUUCACUAAUUUUGAGUGAAUAUUCACUAAUUGUCAAUGCUGCAAUCGUACCACGCAGAAUUAGUGAUUUUCCACUAAUUUCAAGUAAAUAUACACUAAUUGUCAAUGCUACCAUCGUACCACGCAGAAUUCGUGAUUUUUCACUAAUUUUAAGUGAAUAUUCACUAAUUGUCAAUGCUACAAUCGUACCACACAGAAUUAGUGAAUAUUCACUAAAUGAAUAUGUGAAUAUUAGAAUUCACUGAUUUGAUAAGUGAAUAUGAGAAUCCACUAAAUUGAAAAGUGAAUAUGGGAAUCCACUGAUUUCAUCGGUGAAAAAAAAUAUUAUAUUGCGAAAAAAAAUAUAAGACACUUGUAAUUAGAUCCGAAAUGUGAUUAAUGUAUUAGAAUCAUUACUUAGAGGAAGUAUACAUGAUAUUUUGAUUGAUGAAAAAAUCCCGGUGACUGCUGGGCUCGAACCUGCAUCCUUCCGAUUCAAAGUCUUUGACGCUAUCCACUGCGCUGACCUACGCAUGUGAUCGCGUGAGUGUAAAUAGUAUAUUCGUUAUGAUACCAAACAAUCACUGAUGAAGAAAUAAAAAAUCCACGAUGUUAUGAUUGACGUACUCUUCAUAUAAAUAUAUUAUUGUUCUGUACUUCUAUUUUUUUUUAUUUUGAAAGUUUUUUAUUAAAAUUUUUAAAAAUAGUACCACAAUUAUUAAUUAUAUUUAUAUCUAGUAAAAUAUUUAAUUAUUUGCUAGUUAAAGUCACUAGUGAAAUUGUGAAAUUCAUAAAUUAAGAAGUGAAUAACAGUUUGACUUGUAGAAAUUAUGAAAAUAUCGGUAGUUCAGUAGUGAAAAUCACUAAUUUGCUAGUGAAAAUUAUAGUACUAAAUUUAUUAGUGAGAAUUCACUAAUUUGUUAUUUAAAUACACUGAUUAUGAAGUGAAUACUGUUUCACUAACGUAAUUAAUUAAAUUUCUACUAAUUCAUGUUUAGAGAGUAUAUGAUACCGUUUGAUUAAUGAGACUCUAUAUUAAUAUCUAAAUAUUUUUUUUCUGGAAAAAUUACGAUUGAUGUGGAUAAUAAAAAUUAUGUACCACAAAUUAUGAAUGUAAUAAAUAUACCAAUGCACUAUAAAUAUUGUAAAAAAAUAAUAUUUGUUUAUAUCAAUGAAUUACGAUAUAUUUAAGGUUGUACUUAACGAGCUUUCAGGAAUUUUGAAAACUUUCUAAGAGAUAAGUUGUAGGAGAUAAAACGAUCUACAAAAAAGGUCUUAUAACAUUUCAUGAUAAGUCUAAUAGUUUCGCCGGGAUGUCACAAUACUAAAAUUUACUACGAUUUAAAUUUUGACCUUGAAUAAUUUUUGGAAAAAUUAAAUUUAUCGAAAAAUUACAGCCUUUUUGACUUUCCAGCAGGCAUACGUGUUGACUUCUCUGAUACACUUAUGUGCUGGUAAGUUAAAGAAUUCCACGUGUGAAAACGAAAUUUCUCCACUUUUCGAAAAUGAGAAAUGAAAAAUUACGAUUAGCGACCUCUUAAUUUUGAAGAGAAGUUCUGAGAGAAAGUUCCGAGUUAAUAGAAUUUGAUUAUUAAUUUUCGCCGAGUGACAGCUGAAAAUUCGGCUUAA